ACACAUUCAGCAGAGAUGGUCCUCCAAGUAAUAUUUCCCUGUCAGCCAGGCAGGGGAAGGAAGCCAUGAGGUCAUCAUUUCGCCGGAUUGAAGCAGAGCCAUGUGUGUUUCCCUGUCUGAACGGAGGACAGUGCGCUCAGUCGGAGUCAUGUGACUGCAGCCUGUAUCAGGCCACUGGAGACAGAUGUCAGACAGUUCCAAAUCCCGGCUUUGAGCGGGAGAUGACGUGUCGGACGUGGGGUCAGUACAACUUUGAGACCUUUGACGGCCUCUACUACUACUUCCCUGGUCGCUGCACGUACACCCUUCUGAAGGACUGUGAGGAAACCACCCAGGCCAGCAUCGUCGUCCAGGUCCACAAUGACCAGGGCUGCAGCUCUGCCCCGUACACCUGCCAACGCUCUGUCAGCCUCUUCCUCCCGUGGGAGGGUGAGGUUCAGCUGCAUGCCACCAACGUGACCUACAAGGGCCAAAGUUUGCAGCUGCCUCUCCACAUCCACGACCUGCAGCUGGAGCAGAUCUCGCAGUAUGUCCUGGUGACACAGCAGCACGGCUUUACUCUGGCCUGGGAGGGUCGCAGCGGCUCCAUCUACAUCAAACUCAGCCCGGAAUUUGUGGGCAGAACCUGCGGCCUGUGUGGGAACUUCAAUGCAGACGUCCAGGAUGACCUGAAGACGAGUUAUGGCGUGCUGACUCAUGAAAUUGAGCUGUUUGGAAACAGCUGGGUGGAGACGAAACCCCACGAGGCUCGGUGUCCCAUGGUGCCCUCUGACUUCUCAUCACCCUGUGCUUCAGUGGAGCCUCAUGUCCUGCUGAAAGUGGAAGAGGUGUGUGCAAUGCUGCUGGAUCCUCCGUUUCAGAGCUGCCAUGACUUUGUCAGCCCGCUUUCCUACAUGGCUAGCUGCUCCAAUGACCUCUGCAUGUCGGGUCCCAACGGUGAUGUGGUAUGCCAGGUGUUCAGCGAGUACGCCCGGGCCUGUGCCCACGCUGACCACCCACUGCACGACUGGAGGCAGCACAUUCCUCAGUGUGCGAAGCAGUGUGCCCUUGGUCUGCAGUACAGGGAAUGCAUCAGCUGCUGCCCAGCAUCCUGCAACCUGGAGCGGACAUGCAUCGACAGCAAACUGGCCUGCCUGGAUGGAUGCUACUGUCCUGAUGGUAUGAUCUUCGAAGACGGAGGCUGUGUAACGCCUUCCGACUGUCCUUGCGAGUACCACGGCAUGUUUUAUCCUUCUGGACAGACGAUUCAGGAGGAAUGCAACAACUGCACAUGUAUUGGUGGAGUGUGGAACUGCACCGACUACAGCUGCCCAGGCGAAUGCUCGGUGACUGGCGAUAUGUAUUUUCAGUCCUUUGAUGGGCGGAUCUACACCUUCCCUGCAACAUGUCAGUACGUCCUCGCAAAAAGUCGCAACUCAGGGAAAUUCACAGUAACCAUCCAGAACGCCCCCUGUGGAGCCAAUUUGGAUGGGGCCUGCAUCCAAUCAGUUAACCUGGUUAUUGACGAGGAUCCAAGAACGGAGAUUACACUGAGCCACGUUGGCGAGGUCUACAUGGCGGGACAGUACCGCAUCUCUCUACCGUAUUCUGACGACAUCUUCCACAUCCAGGAGCUGUCAUCCAUGUUCCUUCAGGUGAAGACGGCGUUCGGCCUGCGUCUGCAGUACAACUGGAAGGAGUUCCGCCUCUACCUGCAGGCCGACGAGCUGUGGAAGGACGACACGGUGGGCCUGUGUGGCACCUUCAACGGCAACAUCCAAGAUGACUUCCUCUUGUUUUCUUGCAGAUCUCCAUCAGGUAUGAUAGAAAGCACUCCUCACCUGUUUGGAAACGCCUGGAGGGUCUCAUCAGCCUGUUCCACAAGCCUGAGCACGCCUCAGCUCGACCCCUGUGAUACACACCAGCAGGCCGUGGCUUACGCCUCAGAGAUGUGUGAUGUGCUGAACCAGGAUCUGUUCUCCGCCUGCCACGAAUACCUCAGCCCGACAUCCUUCCAUCAGCAGUGUCGCUCAGACACCUGUAAGUGCGGGACGCCCUGCCUCUGCUCUGCGCUGGCCCACUACGCUCACCACUGCCGCAGAUUCUCCAUCAUCGUUGACUUUCGGUCACAGAUUACAGACUGUGCGGUCACCUGUCCUGCCACCAUGCAGUACGGGACCUGUGUGUCGUCCUGCCAGCGCCGCUGCUCCGCCCUCUCUGUCCCACAGCACUGUGGGGAGGAGUGUGAGGAGGGCUGCGUCUGCCCCCAGGAAACCUUCUACAACCAUCGAACACACACCUGUGUGCACAGGAGCGAGUGUCCCUGCAGUUUCCUUGGAGCAGAUUACGAGCCAGGUGAUGUGAUCAUGACAUCAGCAGGUGUUCAACUCUGUCUGAAUGGUAAACUGGUGUCACAAAAAACAAACAGUGACAUGUUGUGUCCAGCUGGUCAGCUCUACCAGAACUGCUCGGAGGGUGGCGACGGCCUCCUGCCGGCAAAGGGCGUGGCUUGCGAACGCACCUGCGAAUCUUACCUGCUCAACCUAACCUGCUCCACGCACGAGCCCUGUGUGGCCGGGUGUACCUGCCCCCCUGACUUGCUGAAACAUGGAGACGAGUGUUUUGAACCCGCUUCCUGCCCUUGCCUGUGGAAAGGAAAGGAGUAUUACCCCGGCGACAGGGUGUCCUCCCCAUGCCAUCAGUGUGUUUGCCAGCAUGGGACGUUCCAGUGUGUGUUUCAUCCGUGUCCAUCGAUGUGCAUGGCCUACGGUGACCGCCACUACAGGACGUUUGACGGAUUGCUAUUUGACUACGUUGGUGCAUGCAAGGUCUAUCUUGUAAAGAGCAGUGCUGAGGUGAUGCUCAGUAUAACAGCCGAGAACGUCGACUGCUUCGACAGCGGAGUCAUCUGCAGGAAGUCCUUGCUGAUCAACAUCGGAAGAUCCGUCGUAGUAUUUGAUGAUGACUCUGGAAAGCCGAAUCCAUCUAGUGUGAUUGACAGGAAGCAGAGGAUGUUCAUCUGGCCAGCUGGAUACUUCACUGUGGUUCAUUUCCCAGAGGAAGAAGUCACCGUCCUCUGGGACCGAAAGACCAGCAUCCACAUCCAAGUCGGACCCCGCUGGCAGGGGAAGCUGAGUGGGCUGUGCGGGAACUUUGACAUGAAGACAGUGAACGAAAUGCGGACACCCGACAACAUCGACUCCCCGACUUCACAGGAUUUUGGAAACAGCUGGACUGCAGCAGAGUGUGUGAACAGUCCAGAUAUCAGACACCCCUGCAGCCUCAGUCCGCUCAGAGAGCCGUUUGCAAAGCGGCAAUGUGGCGUCCUUCUCAGUGAGGUCUUCAUGGCCUGCCACCCGGUGGUGGAUGUAACCUGGUUCUACAUGAACUGCUUGGCUGACACAUGUGCCUGCAGUCGUGGAGGAGACUGUGAGUGUUUCUGCACCAGCGUGGCGGCCUACGCCCAGCGCUGCUGCCACCAGGGCGUUCCUGUCGACUGGCGAUCCCCGUCUCUGUGCCCAUAUGAUUGUGAAUUCUACAACAAAGUUCUGGGUAAAGGGCCCUAUAGGCUGAUCACCUUCAGGGAUAGGACCACGCUGCUGGCAGCCAGCAGGUCCAGUGGCUCCAUGUUCCUUCAGAAGGGCAACCUCAGCACCUUCACCCCCACCCCUGGAGUCCUCUCACAGUUCAUGAUGACGCCGGGCCUCAGCAGAGCCCGACCGCACGACACAUCGCGGGUUUCCUUUGAGGCAUCAGACCGACCUAACUACUUCCUGUACGCGAGCCCUAGCGGCCAGGUGAGGCUGGCCAAGUGGGAGGAUAGCAAAGCAUUCUGGGACGGAGCCACCUUCGUGCUCCACAGGAACACCUGGAUCCCCGGCUACGACUCACUGGAGUCCCAUGCUAAACCCGGCUUCUUUCUACACGCCACUCCUGCCCGCCUCCACCUGCUCAAGUACAGACACAUCGACAGCUUCCGCAAGGCCACACUGUUCAGACUCACAGGCCCCAGCCCGGAUUCCCCCCCUGGUCCUCGAUGUCAGUGGAGGUAUGAUUCCUGCGUCAUCCCCUGUUUCAAGACCUGCAGCGACCCGUCAGCUGAAGCCUGCGUCAUCAUCCCACAAGUGGAAGGCUGCCUUCCUGUCUGCCCCCCACACAUGGUACUGGAUGAGAUCACCCGUCGGUGUGUCAAUGUUGAAGACUGCAUUAAGGUCCCAGUUACUGUGCAGCCUGUAACGCCAUCCCCUGCUCCACUGACCUCAGCAGCUGUCACUUCUGAAACCACCACAGGCACUGCUGCCUCCACCACCCACCUCCAGACCACCACCACCCUCCUCCAGACCACCACCAUUGCAACUGCAUCGUCCACCCUUCCAUUAACUGGUCCUACCACUAAAAUUACCACAACUAGUCCUGUUGUAAGCACACAGACAACCUUGUCAAAGGCACCACCGGCCCCUGGCCAGCCAAUCCUUCCUGUAGCUGUCUCAACUUCAGCAGCUCCUGAACUUGCUAUAACAGCAGGACCUCCAACACCCCCAACUAUCAGGCCAGAUGUGGAGAAGCCGCUGUCUACUGUUAAAGUGACUGAAGCCUCAUCCACCACUGUAGCUGGUACAACAGCAUGGAAAACUGGAGCUGUGAGCUCUACUACUAGCCCCUUCGGCCCAAGCACGUCUGAGAUGAGCAGCACUCCUUUUGCCAUCACAGCUCUCUUCUGGGUCACCUCCACUACGAAGCCCUCUGACCUCCCAAAGACACUCUUCACAACCACUGCCACAACCCUGCAGCCACCUACCCCUGCAGCUCCGGUCACAAGCUCCAUUGUACAGCCAACCACCAUAAGUAACCCUCCUGUCGUUGUCUUGCAACCAGCCAAAGCGACCACGGAGGCUACAACACAUUCGGCAGGAGUUACUCCGAUAGUAACUGAGUCUAGUCCAAGGCCUGCAGCGGUCUCAGAGACGUCUACAGUAACAGACAGGACUACUCUACCCACUACUGCUACCACUGCACAAACAGAAACCAGCAUGAAGCCUGUAACAGUGGAGCAACUACCCCUAACAACAACUACACCCAUCCCUCCUGGUUUGCAAAGCACAGACUCCACAACCUACUUCCCUCCCCCAACCUUGAAUGCUUUCGUAACUGUAUCGUUGCCGAAGGUCACUUCAGCAAGAACCACAGAAUCAGUUACACCUGUUGCACCUUUCACUACUGGUUGUUCAGACUACAUCUGCACCAUCUGCUCCUACCUCAAACUGGGGAACAACGACAAAGCAAUGCCUACCACCAAAACCUAUGCUGAGAGAACCUCCUGGUUCACUGCCGUCCCAACAGAAGAAACAAGUAAGACCACAACGUCAAGCCCCCCAGAUGUUCCAGAAGCAACCACAGUAUCCAGAGGUCCUACUGCCACAACAAAAUCAACUGUACCGCCGGUGUCUCCUACACGAACCACUGCUGUACCACUUUUACCAACAACAGAGAGCUCCUCCUAUCCUGCGUCUACUGUGCGGACCUCUGAGCCAUUGGUGCCACCCCAUUGGGAGACCUUCUCCACCCCAUUCUACAGCCCUACAGUGAAGACAACGCCAGUGGUCACUUCUUUCAUCCAUGAAGUAACUUCUACUAAAACUACUUCAGUGCCUCAGAUUCCUGUAACAUCAAAGCAGGUUGAAACCUCUGCAACAUCAACUGCUGCCACAGCCCCCACCGCCAAAACUUCAAUGUCGCCUGAAAUCUCAACUAAAGAAAUUGCAGCCACUACAACCAGGAAACUAGUCACACCCCCACGUUCACCUGCACCUGGUAGUCCUGAGACACUUGUCACCACCAUCUCCACAAGAGCUCCACCAGCUGUGGUGAACACGACGCUCAGACCUGUUAUAGUGCAACCUAUUACAGAGACGACACGUCCAGUGACUGGCAGGGUGGAGGUAUCAACGAGAUCUACAACUACACCACCUUCAUCUUGGUCUUCCCUGCACACAACGACUGCUUCCACCGCAGUUCCAAGGCAAACCACUUUCCAGGAGAAAGUCACCACCCGAUUGGUAUCAACUGCUAGAGCUACACCAUCUACAACAACUACCACCAUUGCACGGACGACCACUUUAAGAACGACACCCCGAGUCACACCCAGAAUUACCUCGAUUGAGAGGUCAACCAUCAGACCAGUCACAGCAAGGGUCACAAUAACAACAAGUGUACCAGAAGUAUCUUCCAUAUCGACUACUCUUGGCCCAGCAACUGUCAAACCGAGCCCUGGCGCAAUGACCACGUUAAGAGAACCGUCUAUAACUGUUACAACAACUGCCGAAUCAGUUGCCCCAACGAGCAAGACGGAACUUGCUGAAACAACGAUAGCAGUUCACAUCUUGCCCACCUUACACGCUCCAGUGCCUAUUCCUACUCUGACGGCGGUCACCUCUACAGCCCUUCCAACGACAACCAACCAAGAGACAACCACCUCUGAGAAAACCCUGACAACCAAAGAGUAUUUAGUUUCACCAUCCACAUCCAAAUCGGUGACGCAUCCACAUGAUACACACCUGAUCUCCACCCAGCCCUCCGUUAUUCCCACUCCAUCAACUUUUUCACAUCCAGCAGCAACCUCGGUCCAAACUACUGAGGAGGACAAAGUAAAUCGGACAAGUCCAGGUGGAACCAUGCCUCCUGCACUGACUUCACCUCACACAACGCUGGAAACAACCAGACACACAGUAGAGUCGACAACAUCUUUGGCUGUAUCACCAACCAGGAGUUGCAUUUCUCCGUAUGCAGAGAUAGUGGAUGAGUGCACAAAGUACAUCUGCGUUAACAACCAGCUUGUCCUGUUCAACAAAUCUCAAAGCUGCCCCUUCACCUCUGAACCUCCGAACUGCGGACUGCUUGGCUUUGCCAUACUGGUUAAUGGAGACAAGUGCUGCCCAAAGUGGGACUGUCCAUGUCGCUGCUCGAUGUUUCCAGAUCUGAAUGUGAUCACAUUUGAUGGGAACAGCGUUGCCAUCUACAAGGCCGCCUCUUAUAUAGUGACCCAGUUGCCCAAUGAGACCGUCAGCAUACUGGUUCAGGAGUGCCCAGCUGAUUCAGAGUCAUCUCUUCUCUGGAAUUUCACCAACCUGUGUAUGGUGGCACUCAACAUCACGCAUAAAUCCAACCACAUCAUCAUCAACAGGCUGCAGAGGAGGCUCUAUGUCAACUCUCGCUAUGCCAAGCCUCGAUUCAAAAAGUUUGGCUUUGAGAUAUACGACACUGGCAACAUGUACCUGAUCCGCAGCCCUGCUGGUCUCAAGCUGCAGUGGUACCACAGCACGGGCAUGAUGGUGAUCGACACCGACAGCUCCAGCAACAAGCUUAACACGAUGGGUCUCUGUGGUUUCUGUGAUGGAGACCCAACAAAUGACCUGACGAUGGCCAACGGCACCACUGUGGGCGCAAGCGAGGAUCCGGCUAUUUUCAUCGAUAGUUGGCAGGUGCCCAACACCACCAGCUACAUCAGCCACAGCCGCCGCCGCGAGCUCAACUGCUCCACCAGCAACUGCUCCGGCUGCAUGCUCAUGCUGCAGAGCGACGCAUUCUCCCCCUGCCACGCCUUCGUCCCGCCAAGCACAUUUUGUGAGGUUUGGGUACGAGAUGCAGAGUACGUCAACAACCAGUGUGUUGCUCUGGCUGCCUACGUGGCUUCUUGCCACAAAUUCAACAUCUGCAUUGAAUGGAGGACUCCAGAUUACUGCCCCUUUGUGUGUCCCGACACUCUGCGGUAUCAGGCCUGUCUGCCAGCCUGCACCUCUCAGUCCUGCCCGAACCACGACUUUGACGCGGACCCGGAUCAGUGUUCAGGCCUAACUGAAGGCUGCGUGUGCCCCGCGGGAACGCUCCUUCACCGGCCGUACUCGGCCCUCUGCGUCUCACCUGAGAAGUGCGCCUGCACUGACAGUUCCGGCUUUCCUCGUGCAAAUGGUGAGGUGUGGAAAGCCUCCAAAGAUGCAUGCUGCAUGUAUAGCUGCGUCAACGACACAAUCGUUCCCAUGGAGUACAACUGCUCCAAUGUGGCGUCCCCACUGUGCCGUCGAGCAGGGGAGGUGAUCAUCAGCCUUGCAGAUGACACCAGUUGCUGUCCGCAGAAAGUCUGCGUUUGUAACCAUAGCUUGUGUGACUUGCUCCCUCCUGAGUGUAAAUACGGAGAGAAGGUGGUGUCAUACUACAGACAGGACUCCUGCUGUCCAGACUUCAUGUGUGAGUGUGAUCCUGAACUCUGUGAAUCGGACGUUCCCUCCUGCAGAGAGGACCAGACGCUGAUCGCCACCAGAGCCGACGGCAGCUGCUGCCUCGCUUACAUCUGCAUGUGUUCUUCCUGCGCGGAGAUGCCUCCUCUCUGCCAUGACGGCGAGGUGCUGACGGUGGAUGGUAACACCACGGACAGAUGUUGCCCCGCCUACCAAUGUGUGUGUGAGCCCUACAGGUGCCCUCAGCUUGGUUGUCCUGCUUGGAUGUCGGCGGUGUCUGUGUCCAGUCCGGGUCGCUGCUGUCCAAACCAAACAUGCGAGUGCUCCUGCGAAAAGAUUACAUCCCCAAAAUGUAGCCUGGGAGAGGCCGCCCAACUGGACCGGGCCUUCCUGUCUGACCCACAGAACCAGUGCGCCUGCAAAAGAUACAAGUGUGUGCGGGAGGCGGUGUGUGUGUUUGGCGAGCGCGGCGUCCUACGGCCGGGUCAGACUCUGGUGGAGCACCAGGACGACGGCUUGUGUCACAGCAGGCAAUGCAGCCGGAGCCUGGACCCGGCAAGCGGCUUCCACCUGCUGCGCACCAGCAGCAUCAACUGCUCCGCCCACUGCCAGCCAAAUCAGAUCUAUGUUCCUCCAAAGGACCAGACGACCUGCUGCGGUGUUUGUAAGAAUAUUUCCUGCAUCUACGCGCACGAGAACGGCACGACAGUUCUCUAUAAGCCUGGGAAGUCUUGGGUAUCAAACUGCAUGAAGUUCGACUGCACAGAUACUCUGUCUGGACCCACGCUUAUCUCCUAUUCCUUCAGCUGCCCACCUUUCAAUGAGACAGAGUGUAUGAAGAUCGGUGGAACGGUCGUAAGUUACAUGGACGGAUGCUGCAAAACAUGCAAAGAAGAUGGGAAGUCGUGUCAGAAGGUGACGGUGAGGAUGACGAUCAGAAAAAACGACUGUCGCAGCAACAGGCCUGUGAACAUUGUGUCAUGUGAUGGGAAGUGUCCGUCUGCCAGCAUCUACAACUACAACAUCAACACGUACGCUCGCUUCUGCAAGUGCUGCAGAGAGACAGGGCUGCAGCGGCGCUCCGUGCAGCUGUACUGCAGCGGCAACGCCACUUGGGUCAGCUACACCAUCCAGGAGCCCACCGACUGCUCCUGCCAGUGGUCCUAAACACACACUACACAGACACACACAAAUGGUGUUUAGAUCUACAUCGUCUUAUACAACAAAACAAUGAAGAGGAAGGUGGAAGCUCAGCCUUGUUGCUUUAGGAUGUUGUGAGAGUGGAACACUGAGCUGCGAUUGGCUGGACUUCAUGACUGACGCUCUUGCUCUCCCGUAGUUGUUUUGCUGUCUCUGCUGGCAGAGAGGUGGUACUGCAGGCCAGCUGCACACAACUGGGCCCUAAAGUUGACCUUUGACCUCUGAUAUUUACCUUCCAAGGGAAGUAAAAAAAGUAAUGUAAAGAGUGUAGCCUUCAUUACUAUUUUGAGGAUUUUGAUUAAUCAAAACAGUAUUUUAAUAACUUUAAAAAACUUGAAGAUAAUUUACUGUGCAGCUUAAAUGUUUCUUAAUUGUAAAAUAAAAGCAGCAGACUGGUAGCUUGUAAUUCAUACCAGUAAUAAAAUUACUGCGAUACUCAGCAGGAUGGUCAAAUUUCCCAUCAUUCCUUUUUCUUUUACAUCCUCCCUUCUCCACCUUCUAUGUUGUAUUAAACAAAAGGCUUCCUUUCUCAGUACCAGUAGUCAGUGCUAUGAACGCCUCUGCAUAGUCCCAAAACGACCUGCUGCACAGCUGCACUGCCACCUCGCUGCCAGACUGCAGAGGGAAGUAAAAGUUGAGCAAAAGCAAAGUGAAAAGCAAGUGAAAUUUUGUUUUGUAGUGGGAGUCACUGUUUCUGCUCAUCAUCUUCAGUGUGCUUCCACAACUGAGAAGUAGAGAGAGAGAGAUUCAUAUUUUACCCAGAAUUUCCCAGAAUUCCUCAUGUUGUGCUUUGUUUUUUGUAAAUAUCUUUACUUUUUUAAAAUGAUUUGCAAUAUCAAAUUCUUAUAUAUAUCAAUUUUAGAAAGACAACAAUCAACUGUAUAUUUAGUGAUUUGACAUUUACUUUAUAUAAUCAACACUAGUGAGGUGUUUAAAGGAUUUAAACCCAACUGUACGUGGAGCACUUUAUUUAUUUAUUGGAGUUUGAUAGAGCACAAACAUUCUGAGUUUUAUGGACGAGUACAAAGAGAGAAGAGAAGCAUUAGGACCAACUGAGAACAACCAAACAGGACAUUUCCCAAAACUUGAUUUGGUUUUAUUCCUUGAUAAUGGAGAGCUUGAUAAUGCGUUUUAAAGGUUUCUCUCUGGACUAAAUUCAGAUCAAACAGA
Molecule: messenger RNA, 10580 nt
Organism: Eleginops maclovinus (Patagonian blennie)
Lineage: Eukaryota; Metazoa; Chordata; Actinopteri; Perciformes; Eleginopidae
Gene: otog
Product: otogelin
Exons: 55
Coding region: 66-9377 (3103 amino acids)
Biological process (GO): L-arabinose metabolic process
Cellular component (GO): extracellular matrix
Molecular function (GO): protein binding; alpha-L-arabinofuranosidase activity
Source: RefSeq, a predicted model, not a curated record